This is a messenger RNA of Paramacrobiotus metropolitanus, 4254 nucleotides long. Its product is annotated as calcium-activated potassium channel slowpoke-like. The coding region runs from base 236 to 4111 and encodes 1291 amino acids. The record is from RefSeq and is a predicted model, not a curated record. Gene Ontology annotation, biological process: potassium ion transport. Gene Ontology annotation, molecular function: large conductance calcium-activated potassium channel activity. Lineage: Eukaryota; Metazoa; Tardigrada; Eutardigrada; Parachela; Macrobiotidae. The transcript is spliced from 26 exons. Gene Ontology annotation, cellular component: membrane.
UGAUAUUUUGCCCUGUGCUGUGAAGGUUUUGGGUUGUAAUAGGUUGACACAUCUCUCAUCGUUAUUUUUUCGUGUUUGCGGCCUUUUCAAACUACAGCCGCAGCUCGAGCUCCUUUGUAUUAAGUUAAAGCCUGAACGGGUGCCAUACGUUUAUGUAAAUUUAGUUCGUAUCUCAUGGUAGUAAUGGAUCUGCCAUACAUAUAGAUUACGAAAGUCCGCAUCAAUCUCAACAAAGAUGUCUCGUCAGAGACCGGGUUAUGGAGGCGACACUGAUGCGGGGGAUAACUAUCACCAUCGCGCAGGUCCGAAUUCGGGGGCGGCCAGUGCCGGUCAAAUGAACGGUCAGAUGAACGUCCCCGCAUCCGCUUCUCCAUCCGGUCAGGGACAAUUUAGUGGAUUCCAGGAUUUUGCCGACACCGAUAAUUCUGCCGGUACUCCCUUUGGGGGAAACUUCAUGAAUGAACAAAUGGGCAAAGCAGCAGGGAAUUUCUCUGGAAAUAAUUUCGACAGUGGCUUCAUGGGUGCUGCAGCGGCCGGUGGAGGUGCAGGUGCAGCAGGUCAGGGCGGAUAUUCGCCCAAGGCACCGCCGCCCCAAGACAGUUGGGGCGGCGGGCCGGCAUGGGGGCAGGGUGACCAGUAUAAUAUCCCACCGGAUCACUACCAGAACUUCGUUACGCAGCUGACCACACGGUUUUUGGAAACGACGACAUCCAUGACCACCGCAGCUAUGAACACCACCACCAACAGUACCGGGAUCACCAACAGCACGCUGAAUUAUGCGGAUGUCGAACUUCCUGCUCCAUGUUAUCAAGUUGGUCGGCCAAGCAUGAUCAAACUGUAUGUCACAUGCGGCUUCAUCAUACCGGUGCUGGCUUUCCUUUACGUCCUGCUAAGUUGGAUUAGUCGAGUUAUUCGUAAGAAAAUCUUACAACGGAAAGAAUACGAAAGCCUGGAAGAUGAAGAUGUUGAAUUCACGGACAACACACAAAAAAAUCAGAACAUGGAUAAGAUUAAAAUGUUGGUCUACGAACGUCAAAACCGGUCAAAAUUAUCCAUAUGGAUUGCUGAUGCUUCUUCUCCACAAACAAAACCCGGUCAAUCAAUGAUGAGCAUCGCAUUGGUUUGCGCGGCGAUAUCGCUGAUCAUUUACCUCUCCAAGGUUUCUAAAGAAUUGCCCAGUCUCGAGUGGUGUGGAACAUUGCCGAAUGGUUUUCAAAUUAUCGACUUGAUUGCAAACUUGUUCCUUCUGUUCUAUUUUAUAGUUCGGAUUAUCGGAAACGAAAAGAAGUUCAAAAUUUUAAUAGACAUUUAUUCAAUAGUCGACUAUUUCACCAUCCCUGCUGUCAUUAUUGGAGCAUGUCUGGACCGCUAUUUCACCGGUUUUAAUUUUGGCCGUGCCUACAACUUUCUAUGGCUCGUUGACGUACUGACAAACAGAGGUGUAUUCCGGACGGUCAACGCUAUCAAGUUAACGUAUUUGGUGACGCUGGUGGUUGUGACCUUAUUAAUUGCUGCGGGUUUCCUGCAUUUGGUGGAAAAUCAAGGAGAUUUUUAUCCUCUGGUUCCCAAAGGUUCAUUUGAUGGUCAGCAGGUGUCGUUUUGGCGGUGCUUCCUGUAUCUGUACGGCAAAGUUACUCUCAUUGACCUCAGCGGUAUUCGAGUACAAACCAAGUUGGGCAAGCUUAUCAUCUAUGCCUUCCAGUUGAUUGCAUUGGGUAUUAUCGGUCGUGCGAUUCCACAAAUUGUGGCGCUCCUAAAAAUCACUCCCGAGUACGACAAAGACUACAUUGCACCGGAAAGAUUUUUGCAUAUCAUCAUUUCCGGUCAUGUGACCAGCCCAUCCGUGGGUGCGUUUCUACGAGAAUUCUAUCAUCCAGAUCGUGACAUCAGCGAACAUUUCAAAAUCGUCAUUUUGGGAGAUAAACCACCGGACGAAUCCAUGGAACGUCUGAUGAAACAGUUCUUCAAUCGGGCGGACUACCGCCGUGGCUCAAUUCUCAGUGCAUUGGAUAUCAAUCGAGUCAAAUUGUUCGAGGCCGCUGCGACAUUAUUGGUGGCGGACAAAGCUGCCGCAGAAUCGGACGCUGAGGAUGCCGUUAAUAUAAUGAGAGUUGUAUCGAUCAAGAACUUUAAAGACAAUGCCCGUGUCAUUGUGCAAAUCUUACAGUACCAUAACAAGGCAUAUCUACAAAAUAUUCCUUCUUGGAAUGUACAACAAGGCGAUUUGGUCAUUUGCAUUGCUGAGCUCCGUCUCGGACUUCUCGCGCAGAGCUGCUACGCUCCCGGCUUUUCCACCCUGAUGGCAAAUUUUUUCACAACACGAGCAUUCAGUGAAAGAAAAAAGUAUCAAGACGCAUGGAUGAUCGACUAUGCGCGGGGCACAUCAUUGGAAAUGUAUGCGCGCAGACUGAGUGACGCCUUCGCUGGAAUGUCAUUUACCCAAGCUAGCGAAUUCUGUUACCUCCGAUUGAAGAUCGUUUUGGUGGCUGUGAAGACCGAUCCCUAUGAUCUAGCUAGCAUGCCGCAAGUCAAUCCAUCAGAAUGCACAAUCCAGAUCGGAAGCAUUGGAUACUUUAUUGCCGAUUCUACCGAAGAAGUGGAGCGAGCCAUUUACUAUUGCGCCACAUGUCACCGUGAUGUGGAUGACCCCAAUCAAAUAAAAAAGUGUGCUUGCCGGGCGGAAAGCGAGGAACAGGGCAAAGCAAACGAUUUGUACAAUCUGGUAUCGGCACGUGUGGAGGCCCAGCAAGCCGUAGGUGUCAAGCGACGGGAUGAUGUACUGGAAGGAAAAAUCUGGUCGUACAUCAGGCGAUACCCAACAUCACCACCGCGUUCUGUUAAAAACGAUGGCGCAAAGGAGCCGCAACUGGAAGGCAUGGACACGGGUGAUUCUUUAAUGGAACGCCUAAACGAGCAGCCUGCGAUGUACGACAGCACCGGCAUGUUCCAUUGGUGUUCAGGACGACCUCUGGAAUCCGUUUUGAUGACGCGACAACAAGCGGCUAAGGCGGAAUUCAGCGGGCACAUCGUUAUUUGCAUUUUAUCGCAACCGGGAUCUCAGAUCGUUGGUUUGCACAGUUUUAUUCUACCUUUACGAUCCAGUGUUGUGAAACCACGGGAGCUUCGCGAUGUUGUCAUUUUGAGUGACCACAGUUUUAUGAAGAAGGAAUGGACAUAUCUUCUGAACUUGCCUCGAAUACAUGUCGUUAGAGGCACCGCUUUAAAUCGGGCUGACCUGCGUUCGGUCACACUCAACACUUGUAAAAUGUGCGUGAUUAUCGGCGCACCGAGUUCCGGUGCUCAAAUGCAGAAUGUCGACAAUGCGCUCAUCGAUAAAGCGGUAAUUCUGGCUACUCUCAAUGUGCGCGCUAUGAGAUUUUCCGAAGAAGAGGCCGUAGAAAUGUUUCAGUCAAAUCCCGCGAGCGAAGUCGGCUCCAUUUCCGAAACCGAAAGCAUGUACCAACAAAGAAUUUCACUGAAGACGCGAGCCCGGCAAACUGGUUAUGAAGUGCCGCUCAUAACGGAUAUUCUGCGGGAUACCAAUGCGCAGUUUCUGGAUCAGGAUGACGAUGACCUUCCAGGAACGGAGUUUUACAUGACACAGCCUUAUGCCUGCGGACGGUGCUUUUCUGGCACUGUGCUGGAUUUAUUGAUGAUAACGUCAUUUUUUAACCCGGUUAUCGUCAACGUCUUCCGCACCAUGAUUUUCGGUGGGGCAUCGCUGGAACUGGAAAAGAUUCUUGCCGAGGGAGCCGGUAUGAUCGGCGGUGCCAAUAUUUCCAAACCCGCAAUGGUGAAAAAUCAAGUUAUAGUAAACCAGUUUUCAAUUUCUUCCGGACCGUUAUCGGUGCAUGCGGAGUCGACGUAUGGCGGUUUAUUUAUCGAUGCACUGGUAACAUUCGGCCGAUUAUGCCUGGGUGUCUACCGGAAGAUGGACCCAACAGAUGACAGCUCGAGAGCAGCGAAGCGUUUUGUUAUUUGCAAUCCACCGGAAGAUUUCAUUCUCGAUCCCACCGAUAUGAUCUACAGUUUGGAUCGUCCGGAUUUUAAUGACCAACCAAUAAGAGAUCCCUCUCUUGGGCUAGCGGCUUUCUUAAGCUCAAAAGAGUAAUCACUUCGAGGUUUUCAACUGCUACUGUGUAAGCACUAACCCGUUUCCAAACUUGUUCUGUGUUCUUUUCGUCCGCAUCGUCAUAUAAUACAGCAAAAUAAUCAACACGGUAAUAAAGGCAAAAGCUAUUCAACAGCGAAAAA